Brassica oleracea var. oleracea is the source of this 1759-nucleotide messenger RNA. RefSeq names its product probable pectate lyase 3. Gene Ontology annotation, molecular function: pectate lyase activity. The coding region runs from base 110 to 1486 and encodes 458 amino acids. The record is from RefSeq and is a predicted model, not a curated record. The transcript has 3 exons. Lineage: Eukaryota; Viridiplantae; Streptophyta; Magnoliopsida; Brassicales; Brassicaceae.
CAAACCUCCAAUUUUUAUCCCUUGACAAGACGAUCUUGAAACCACAACAUCUGCUUGUGGUUUCACCAGGAAAAACAGAUCUCAGCGGCUUUUAUCGCCGCAUUCUCAAAUGACAGCAGCGUUUUUGAAUAUUGGCGGCUACCUUUUUGUCUUCUGCUUGUCGUUAUUAGCAACAUUGACUCCACACGUUGGAGCCAAUGUUGCUGUCUUCGACAACUACUGGUUACAACGUCAAGGCGAUGCGUUGAAACAAACCAUUGCCUCUUUCGAUCCUAAUCCUCUUAACGUCACCGACCAUUUGAAUUACCAUGUCGCUUUAGCCGUGGGCGCCACGGAAUCAAUCAACAGCACAAGGAGAGAGCUCUCACAGGUGAGAAAUGGCCGGAAACUAAAGAGAAGCGGAAAAUGCGUAGCGUACAACCCUAUAGACAGAUGCUGGCGAUGCCACGGUGACUGGGAGAAAAACCGUAAGAAACUAGCGGACUGUGUGCUCGGAUUCGGCAGGAGAACCACCGGAGGAAAAGACGGACCCAUCUACGUCGUCAACGACGCCUCCGAUGACGAUCUUAUCAACCCUAAGCCAGGAACGUUAAGGCACGCGGUGACAAGAGACGGACCGCUUUGGAUCAUAUUCGGAAGCAGCAUGAUCAUUAACUUGCAACAAGAACUGAUCAUAACGAGCGAUAAAACAAUAGACGGACGAGGAGCUAGGGUUUACAUCAUGGAAGGUGCUGGAUUAACGCUGCAGUUUGUGAACAAUGUGAUCAUACACAAUAUUUAUAUCAAGCACGUUGUUCCUAAGAGCGGUGGUUUGAUCAGAGACUCUGAGCAGCAUAUAGGGCUUAGGACAGUGAGUGAUGGCGAUGGAAUCAGUUUGUUUGGUGCAACUAAUGUUUGGAUCGAUCAUGUCUCGAUGACUAGAUGUUCAGAUGGUAUGAUCGAUGCGAUUCUUGGCUCCACUGCUAUAACUAUUUCCAACAGCCAUUUCACCGACCAUGAAGAGGUGAUGCUAUUUGGGGCAAAUGACAAGCACGUGAUCGACAAGAAAAUGCAGAUAACGGUUGCGUUCAACCACUUUGGUAAGAGACUGGAUCAAAGGAUGCCUCGUUGCAGAUUCGGAACGAUCCAUGUGGUGAACAAUGACUACACACAUUGGGAGAUGUACGCAAUUGGUGGAAACAUGAACCCUACAAUCAUUAGCCAAGGCAACCGUUUCAUUGCUCCUCCUAACGAACAAGCCAAACAGAUUACAAAGAGAGAGUACACACCUUACGUUGACUGGAAAAUGUGGAAUUGGCAAUCAGAAGGAGAUUACUUCUUGAAUGGAGCUUACUUUGUGCAAUCCGGAAAACAAAAUGCAUGGAGCCCUAAACCGGUUAACCCUGUCCCAAGAAAGUUUGCCAUACGACCUCAACCGGGAACAAUGGUACGUAAACUCACCAUGGACGCAGGAGCACUUGGGUGCAAGCCGGGCACACCCUGCUGAUUAAAAUUACCAUUUUGUCCCCUUCCAACCAAAAAAGCUCAUGCUUGUUAGUUGCUUGUUGUCCAAGAAAAGAGAGAAAGGAGAAAUUAAGCAGAAGGGAGUGUUUUCCUAUGAGUGGGGUUAAUUAUUCUUUUUAUAAUUCAGGUUCAUUUUCAUGUGGAAGAAAGAAAAAAGAAGAAAUAAACCUUAGAUCUAAUAUAAAAUCUCCCUCUAUUUUUUCAUUAAAUCUCUUGUCUUGUCUCAUGUGUUGAUGCUUCAAAAAGGAGAUAAAAG